This is a messenger RNA of Salmo salar (Atlantic salmon), 975 nucleotides long. Its product is annotated as tripartite motif-containing protein 54. Gene Ontology annotation, cellular component: cytoplasm. Gene Ontology annotation, biological process: regulation of microtubule cytoskeleton organization. Gene Ontology annotation, molecular function: zinc ion binding. The record is from RefSeq and is a predicted model, not a curated record. Lineage: Eukaryota; Metazoa; Chordata; Actinopteri; Salmoniformes; Salmonidae.
AUGAGAGACUCCAACAGCUGCCUCAGUCCUGGGGGACAGGAUGCAACAAGGUCUGCCUCUCAGGCCGAGGCCAUUAAUGGAAAGCAGAGGAGGCUGAGGAUCAUAUCUGCUAGUGUGCAAGGAGAAGUUCUGAGAAGUUGGCGGUUCCGCUGUCCGUCGUGUCGUCACGAAGUGGUGUUGGACCGUCAUGGUGUGUACCUUCUAGUAGAGAACAUCAUAGACAUCUACAAACAAAGCAAGUCAGAGGUGCCCCUGAACCCCACCAAGGUGGAGCAGCUGAUGUGUGAGGAGCAUGAUGAGGAGAAAAUCAACAACUGCCUGAGCUGUGAGACGCCCACCUGCUCUAUGUGAGUGUUUGGCCAGCACAAUGACUGUGAGGUGGCCCCCUUGCAGAACGUCUACAAGAGACAGAAGACGGUGCUGAGUGACGGCAUCGCCAUCUUGGUGGCGGGGAAUGACCGUAUCCAGGCCCUCCUCUCUAAGUUGGAGGAGACCUGCAAGACCAUCCAGGAGAACGGAGAUCAUCAGAAGCAGAGUCGGUGUGAUAAGUUUGACCGGCUGUAUGCCAUCCUGGAGGAGAGGAAGGAGGAGCUGGUGGGGAGGAUCAGCCGCCAGCAGGAUGACAAGCUGGACCUCGUCCACUCCCUCAUGCGUCGCCACGGAGACCACCUGGAGGGCGCGGGCCAGCUUGUGGGGACAGCCAUCCAGUCCAUAGAGGAGCCACAGAUGGCCGUGUUCCUACAGAUCAUCAAGGAUAUAUUUAAAAGGAUCUCUGCCACUGCCAAGGCGUCCAACAUGGAGUGUCCAGAGCCGGGUUAUGAGAGCAUGGCCCGUUUUGUUACCAACACAGAGGAUGUGGCAGACAUGCUAAGGACCAUUGACUUCAACACAAGCUCCCACGGAGAAGACGGAGAAGACGGUUAUGAUCUGGAUGAGGGGGCCAGGACCUGGCAUCACUGUCAACGGUGGACGUAG